AUGGCUUUAGCCGCAAGCAGGACGCUUUUGGCGCUAGUCCUCACGUUUUGCACACAGGAACUUGGAUGGACAGCCGAGAAACCAGUACGGCCACUGAAUGGGAAGCAAACAAGUGUGGACAAAGACCUGAGGGAGAGAUGGGAGCCCUCCAUCCAUCUGGACGGGAGACCUGUGGACCGCUUCGUCAUCAGCUCCGGCAAACCUUCGAGAUCGCACCGCUUCACCAAAGUGGGCAAAGAUAAUCGAUCUCCUCUGCUGGAGGAUGUAGACCCAGAAUGGGUGAACCUGGACGGCUUUGCAGUGCUGAGCGGAGCAUCUGUCAACAUCUCAUCAGCAGGUUCAGUCAGGCCUUCACAAACUGCAGCCAGAAAUCCCUCCCCUGCUGCUCGGGCAACCAGAGUGGACAGAACGACUCACCACCCAUCAGCCCCGGGUGGCACCAGGACACACAGGAGGGCGCCUCAGUCCUCCUCAGGCCCCAGACAGCCUGAGAGAGUCUGGCCUGGAACAGCGCUGCUGGAAAGGAGGCAGCAGCAUCACACCAAGCCUCAGUCUGACCAAAGAAAACGACACACGGCGAAGCUAACAUCUGAGUCCGUUCAUGUGGUGUCACUGCAGGCACAGAAGGCCCAGGGACAGAGCGCUCCCGCCAACAGAGCAUUCCCAACCAAAACAACCACGCCAGGGCCCCCUGAAUAUGAGGCUAAAGACAUCAGCGUCAGGGUCAUGUCACCUCAGUCAGUCCUGAUCUCCUGGGUUGAUCCUGCGGUCGAGAUGGGAAAAGUUGCCCCCGGGGCAUCCAGAUCGUACACGGUGAGAUACAGGGAGAAGGGUGAGUCGGCACGCUGGGAGUACAAGGACGGCGCCCAGAGGAGGAUGAUGAUAGACACCCUGUCUGCUGACAGCAUGUAUGAGUUCUCCGUCAGAAUCUCCCAGGAAGAAAAUCACGGCAAGUGGAGCGUCUCUGUGUUUCAGAGGACCCCGGAGUCAGCACCAUCUGGGCCACCUGAGAACUUUGAGGUCAAACCGCUGCGAGGAAAAGGAACUGCUGUCGUAGCAACAUGGGAUCCGCCCGAAGAACCCAAUGGAAGGAUAAGAGAGUACAUCUUGUCUUAUGCCCCUGCUAUGAAACCAUUCGGGAUGAAGAGCGUGACGUAUCGUGGCAGCACCACCACGGCCACCGUGGACGGUCUCACACCCGGAGAUCGUUACAUUUUUAAGAUCAGAGCCACCAACCGGAGGGGGAUGGGACCACAGAGCAAGGCCUUCAGUGUUGCUAUGCCGGGAUCCAGCAGUGCCGCCUCAUCGCUCUCAAAAACCAAAGACAACAUCAGGACAAGCCAUACUCCAUCUAAACAAGACACCGACCAUGAGGAAUCCAACUUCCAGUCAACAAAAAUGCCAGAGGAGCCAACCACAACCCCCCAGCCACGCCCUGCCGCACCAAACAGCAGGCGCACACGGCCACUUUCCCAGACACGCUCCUAUCACAGCAUCUUCUCCUCCGUGAGGGGAUCCGUUAGGAAUGGGAUGAACAGGGGUUCAAGCAGAGGAAGAUCUCGAGAAGAUGAGGAGGAGGAAGAGGAGGUGCCAACGACACCGCCUCCAGCAGAAGAAACAACCACGGAGGUUAUCCCAGAAACAGAGAAGCCGGACAAUGAUGUUUUUCCUGAAGAUCUCACAGUGACUGAAACUCCCAGCCUCAAAAUUCUGACACCUUCCCCAACUAAACCUCAUCCUCCUCCACCAAAGAGAAGACCUGUUAAAAUUAGGGUCCAUCAAAAGCCACCAUCCAAAGCUGCUUCCUCCUUCCUCCCUUCAACUGGUUCGUCUUCCUCUUCCUCCGAUUCCUCGUUCCUUAUUGAUCCUUCAAGAUCUUCAUCCUCCUCCUCAUCAGCCUCGUCCCCACGCGUUCAAGAGUCAGCAGCCAGUAGAAAGGAUUAUGUUGCUUCCACAUAUCCUGAAGCCAAAAACAUGUAUGAUACAGUCGAUGUCCCACAUGCCAAACCUUCCACUGUGAUUGAAAAAGAAGCCAGUUCACAGCAGACAGAUAUGCCAUCUGCAGGCAGAGCUUCCUCUUCAGCUGGGCGUACCAGUGGCUCGGGAGUUCCCUCUAGAUAUGGUUAUGGCCGAAGGCAAUCUGGAAAUUCGUUUAGAGGGAAUUCAACCCGAUUGCUGAAUGGUUACAAACCUGCUGUCACCUCACCGUUGAACUCUCCAGCAAGAACAGAGUCACUCACAUCUCAGGACACGUCAACAGACAGGAGUCAAAACCAGGAAACAUCGGACACUUUCAACCCAACAUCGAGGUCAACUCCAGGAAGGACUUCCAACAGACAGACAGGCUCACAUUCAAAUAACCAUGAUAACUCACAGUCCACUUCAGAUUCUAGGUCAACUUCCAACAGAGGAUCUCAGGCAACUUCGCAUAAUACGAGAAAUACACAAGAUUCACACCGAUCCUCUGAGCAAGACACUUCAUACACAGAGGAAAAUCAUUACAGCAAUCACAAAGACGCAGGUGCAGAUACAACUAAAGUGGACGAGCCCACCUCAAGCUCUAGAACACAACCCACCGCAGAGGAGGAAAUAACAGAGGAAGAGGAUAGGAAGGACAGCACUAAUGACAAACCUGUAGUUCCUCGAACCAGACUUAACCCCGCUUUUGCUGAACGGUUCCCUUGGCUGGCCAGUCGUUAUCCUGGCAGAUUCGGUUCAAAUACAAGGACGUCUUCCUCCAGGCAGGAUGGUAGGGCUCCCGUUAGUAGAGUUUCCUCCUCUGUUGGGGCUGGUAGACCAGUUUUAAGGGGGACACCAACUAGACUGUCAGGGGCCACGGGUGCUGCAGGAGUGUCCUUCGUUCAAGAGACCAGCGAGGAUCUGAGGACUCCUUCCACUCAGGAUUCACUCAAGAAUGGAGCUGGUGAGAGCUCAGUAAAACCUUUUGUGACAAACCAAAAUACUGCUUUAAGUGACUCUAGAAACCCAACUACCUCAUUGUCAUCACAUCCCUCUUCAACGUCCUCAAAUUCCCAGCGUUCCUCAAGUGGAAGCAGAGACUCUCGUGAGCCCAUCCACAGAAGGAUCUCCAGUGAAGAUCACAGUCAGGAAUACCUUGACCAGAGAAAUGGAGAAACCAGUGGGAGAAUAAAUAAAGUUGAAGACCCCACUGCAGACCAAAAGAAUCCUGUACCAUCGAGUGACCCCCAAAGAAAUGCAGGAGACAAUGACAGUGUUGAUGUAAAAGAAACUCCGUUGAGGACGAGGCCUUCAGCGCCAUUUGUUCCAACGCAGCGUCGUCCUGGUUUGGGAGUGAAUGGAAGAGUACGAUCUCCUGUUGUCGCUAACCGGCAGGUUGGUGGGUCUAGACUUCCCAUGAGGCCACAACCAGCUCAGAACUCCCGGCCAGAUUCUUCAACAUCCAAUUCCUCUCCAUCCUCAUCUGAUUCCUCGUCCUCCUCAACAUCGCCUCAGUCGGUGUUGACCCCCGAUCAUGCUGUUGGCAGUGGCACUUCUGUAUCAAGGACGGGGGGGCUAAACGGAGGCAACUCCCAGUCUUCAUCAUCUUCAUCUUCAUCAUCUUCAUCCAGAGACAGCUUAAGGAAUAAUGGGCUCCGGCCUCGUUAUCCCAUCGUCAGAGGAAAACCAAUAAAUGGUAAAAAUGGACGACCCAAUCUAACAGCAACAGGAGAGAAGGAUGUGUCGUCCUCACAAGGAAUCAGCAAAGCUGUUGGUCAAAGGUUUAUCACCGGACCUGAUGGAACCAAAUGGGUGGUAGACUUGGAACUCGGAGUUCUUAUGAACCAGGACGGACAAGUUCUUCAGGACUCCCAGGGCCAACCCAAGAGAGUGGUGCUUGGAGAAGACGGACGCACUAUUUUUGACCACAUGGGGAGUCCCUUGGUGAACCAGGAAGGCAUGGCCCUGUUUGGCCACGGCAGGGACAGUCAGCCAGUUGUUAACCCCAAAGAGAAGGUCCUGAUGGUAGGAGGGAAACCUGUGGUUGGCCUGAACCCACCUCGGUCCAGGAUACCGAUCAAGACCACCACCAAGGCUCCCACUACCACACCUGAACCCACCACUACUGAGUGGCCCACAGAGGAAAUCACCACUCCGCUUCCAUUCCCAACCUGCCCGCCUGGAACUUUCUCCAAAACGGAUGAAUUUGGAUAUCCAGUUCUGGACCCAGAGGGAAUUUUGGACUGUUACCCAGAAGACGACUCCUCAGGAAUGGAAAUGGACCUCAUGGUUGCAGUAACCAUGCUGCCUGAUGCUUUUGCUCUUGAGAAAGAUGACUUUUUUACCCAGACCACCCUGCCGCCCACCACCACCACCACCACCACCACGACUACAACCACCACCGAGGCCCCGACCGCAGAGCUGCACACCAGCGUGACCAACAGAGGCCCUUCGUCUGAGUUUGACCUCAGUGGAAAGAAGAGAUUCACAGCUCCUUAUGUGAACUACAUCCAGAAGGACCCGGGGGCGCCCUGCUCUCUGACCGAGGCUCUGGAGUACCUUCAGGUGGACGUUCUAGAAAACCUCAUCGGGAAGGAGAGCACGGCGGCCAAUCAGAACCAGCCUCCCAAGAACAAGCCUCAUAACCUCACCGUGGUGGCCAUGGAGGGCUGCCACUCCUUCAUCAUCCUGGACUGGGCUCAACCCCUCAAGGACGACAUGGUGUCCGGCUACCUGGUCCACAGCGCUUCGUACGACGACGUCCUCAACAACCGGUGGUCCUCUCAGUCCUCCAGCGGGACACACCUGGCCGUGGAGAACCUCAAGCCCAACUCAAGGUACUACUUCAAAGUUCAGGCUAAGAAUGUGUUUGGUUUGGGCCCAUUCAGCGAGACGCUCACCUAUGUGACGGAAUCAGACGACCCUCUUCUCAUUGAAAGACCUCCCGGUGGAGAACCAAUCUGGAUCCCCUUCAGCUUCAAGUACAACUCGGCUCACAGCAGCUGUAAGGGCAGCCAGUACGUCAAGCGCACGUGGUACAGAAAGUUCGUGGGCGUGGUUCUCUGUAAUUCCCUGCGAUACAAGAUCUUCAUGGGAGACGGUCUCAGAGACCCUUUUUACAGCAUAGGGGACACGUUUGGUCAGGGGGAAGACCACUGCCAGUUUGUGGACUCCUACAGGGAUGGAAGGACAGGCCCGGCCUACCUGUCCAAUUAUGUGCCAUCAGCACAAGGAUUUUACCGCGCCUACAGACAGGAGCCGGUUUCAUUCGGGGUGAUCGGGCGGCGUACGGCCCAUCCGUUUGUGGGCUGGUAUGAGUGUGGGGUGCCCAUCCCUGGCAAGUGGUAACACAGGAAGGAGACAAUAUCAACGAGGGCAAAAUGUUCUGGAUCCUGCUGCAGGCUUCAGCUUCGCCACGUCUGCCCUAAAAAAAAUACAGACUUUUGCCUGCCACCGGGAGUAGACACCACUAUUACGGCUUCACAGAAAAAAAAGAGAAUAUAUUACUUUCUAGACAACUAAAAUGUAUAUCAUUACAAUGCACUUUUUACAUAAAGCAGUCUGUAUAUGAUGGGAAAAUAAGCAUGUGUGCUCGAGCUUAGUUCACUCCUUGUCUCCAAGUGUAAUUGUGCUAUUCCCUGUUAUCCCAGCGAAGUCCGUACCCAGUGUUAUUUAUCUCAUCAACACACAUCUGGUCAGAGCAGUAGCAUCGGAUGAAGAACAUGCUGCAGAGCAAACUGUAAGAAUGGACACUAAAGGUGUGUACAGGUCUUUUCAUUCAUACUUCAUAAUUUUAAAGCUUCCGACAGCUUUUUUGGUUUGUUUGUUGAUAUGUGUUUUUAAGCCAUCAUAUUGUGUUUUUGUCUUUUGUUUUUUUUGGUAUUCACCAGAAUGCAUUAAAAGUUACUGUGUAAGUUUUAUUUUUUGUAUACGGCUCAAGAAUAAAAGACCAAAUAUUUGCUCAGGAACUGUGCAAGAUUGAAUAAAGGUGCUAUU
Molecule: messenger RNA, 5955 nt
Organism: Salarias fasciatus (jewelled blenny)
Lineage: Eukaryota; Metazoa; Chordata; Actinopteri; Blenniiformes; Blenniidae
Gene: fndc1
Product: fibronectin type III domain containing 1
Exons: 22
Coding region: 1-5307 (1768 amino acids)
Molecular function (GO): protein binding
Source: RefSeq, a predicted model, not a curated record